GGCUCACCUCACGGACGAGCUCUCUUCUCUUUCCUCCUUCACCCACCACUCUCUCUCUCUCAAUCCCAAUCUUCUCUGUCUCACUCGCCUGCGAUCGAGCUUUUCUCGUCUCUUCUAAUGGCGUCCGUUCUUGAAUCUGGCUGGCUGUACCUGAUCACUCAUUUCAGUGAUUUUCAACUGGCUUCUCUGGGAAGUUUCUUUCUUCACGAAAGUGUCUUUUUCUUGUCGGGACUUCCUUUCAUAUUUCUUGAAAGGGCAGGAUAUUUGAGCAAGUACAAGAUUCAGUCCAAAAAUAACACCCCCGCUGCUCAGGAGAAAUGUAUUGUGCGCCUUUUGUUGUAUCAUUUCUGUGUGAACUUGCCGCUUAUGAUUUUGUCCUAUCCUGUCUUCAGAUACAUGGGCAUGCGAAGUACUCUACCAUUGCCGUCCUGGAAAGUAGUUUUGCUGCAAAUACUAUUCUACUUCAUUAUCGAGGAUUUUGUGUUCUACUGGGGCCACAGGAUUCUGCAUACAAAAUGGUUGUACAAGUGUGUCCACAGUGUUCAUCAUGAAUAUGCUACUCCAUUUGGACUGACUUCUGAAUAUGCUCACCCUGCUGAGAUAUUGUUCCUUGGCUUUGCUACCAUUGUUGGUCCUGCUAUAACUGGUCCUCAUCUGCUGACUCUGUGGUUAUGGAUGGUAUUAAGGGUCUUGGAGACGGUUGAGGCACAUUGUGGGUAUCAUUUCCCAUGGUGCCUCUCAAAUUUGUUUCCUUUGUAUGGGGGUGCUGAUUUUCAUGACUAUCAUCAUCGUUUACUUUAUACCAAGUCCGGUAACUACUCAUCAACUUUUGUUUACAUGGACUGGAUAUUUGGUACAGACAAGGGUUACAGAAAAUUAAAGGCAAUCAAGAGUAGUGGAGCUGAAGCUGGCGAUAAGCAAAUGUAGCAAAGAGAUUCUUGACUGGUUUGAUGUCAGAGAAUUGGUUUUCAGGGUAAGGGCAUCUCAAAUGUGUUUCCUUCACCUAUCAUGCUCAAUAUUUGCUUUUCUGUUGGUAGAAGGCAGGUUGUAAUUUUAGGUGAGCUACAAUGUGAAAUCUUAAGAAGAAUUUGUUGUCGAUAUGUUGUGAUCACUCGCUCCUGCCCAUGGCAUGAAUGGAAGCAUUUUUCUGAAUCAAGUUCAUCAGGACAUUCCAUGAACUGAAAUGUAGAAAUUUGUCGAGGUCUUUAAUGGAAAUAAAAGUUUAAUUAGGUCA
Messenger RNA from Telopea speciosissima, 1234 nucleotides. RefSeq names its product methylsterol monooxygenase 2-2. Gene Ontology annotation, biological process: sterol biosynthetic process; 4-alpha-methyl-delta7-sterol oxidation. Gene Ontology annotation, molecular function: iron ion binding; C-4 methylsterol oxidase activity. The transcript has 7 exons. The record is from RefSeq and is a predicted model, not a curated record. Bases 118 to 927 code for a protein of 269 amino acids. NCBI's taxonomy places the organism in Eukaryota, Viridiplantae, Streptophyta, Magnoliopsida, Proteales, Proteaceae.